Messenger RNA from Maudiozyma barnettii, 1044 nucleotides. RefSeq names its product proteasome regulatory particle lid subunit RPN8 (gene RPN8). The record is from RefSeq and is a predicted model, not a curated record. Gene Ontology annotation, molecular function: metallopeptidase activity; protein binding. NCBI's taxonomy places the organism in Eukaryota, Fungi, Ascomycota, Saccharomycetes, Saccharomycetales, Saccharomycetaceae. The transcript has a single exon. The coding region runs from base 1 to 1044 and encodes 347 amino acids. Gene Ontology annotation, biological process: proteasome-mediated ubiquitin-dependent protein catabolic process. Gene Ontology annotation, cellular component: proteasome regulatory particle; proteasome complex.
AUGGCGUCUCUAACUGCAUUACCUCAUGACCAAGUCACAAUUGCUCCCUUGGUGCUGUUGUCCGUAUUGGACCAUUACAAACGUACUGAGACCCCCGAGGGGAAACGUGUUGUAGGUGUCAUCUUAGGAGAUGCUACUACAUCUACAGUGAAGGUCACUAAUUCGUUUGCUUUACCAUUUGAGGAGGACGACAAGAACUCUGAUGUCUGGUUCUUGGACCAGAACUAUAUCGAGAACAUGAACGAAAUGUGUAAGAAGAUUAACGCUAAAGAAAAAUUAAUCGGUUGGUAUCAUAGUGGACCAAAACUGAGAGCUUCAGACUUAAAAAUUAAUGAAUUGUUUAAAAAGUACACGGGACAAAAUAGAACUCCAUUGUUGUUGAUUGUCGAUGUCCAACAAUCAGGUGUAGGUUUACCUACAGAUGCAUACAUAUCUGUGGAUCAAGUUAAAGAUGAUGGUACUUCUACUGAAAGAACCUUUUUACAUUUACCAUGCAGCGUUGAAGCUGAGGAAGCAGAAGAAAUCGGUGUCGAACAUCUUUUGAGAGACGUGCGGGAUCAAGCCGCUGGUGGAUUAUCCAUUAGAUUAACAAAUCAAUUGAAAUCAUUGAAGGGUCUACAGAAGAAAUUGGGAGAUAUCACAGUAUAUUUAAAUAAAGUUAUAAACAAAGAGCUACCUGUUAACCAUAUUAUCCUAGGUAAAUUACAAGAUGUAUUUAAUCUUUUACCAAAUUUGGGACAACCCAAUGAAGAUGAAAUGGAUCUGAAGAGCCCUGCUUUAGUUGCAUCAUCGAACACUUUACAAAAAGCAUUGACCAUAAAAACCAAUGAUGAAUUGAUGAUUGUUUAUAUAAGUAAUUUGGUUAGAGCUAUCAUUGCAUUUGAUGAUCUAAUUGAAAAUAAGAUACAAAGUAAGAAAUUACAAGAAAAAUUACAAAAGGAUGCUGAACAAUCCACAACAGAGGAAGCAACAGAAGAUAAUACAACAAAGGAAAACGAUGAAACGACGAAGUCAUCUACUUCUGAAAAGAAGAAGUCUACUUAA